GAUAUGGUGAAAGAUGAGGUUAAAGAGUCACCACCGUUAAAGGCCCUGGUUAUUGCCGACAGUUUCGAUAGACGUUUUCUCCCCGUCCUUGGAAAUUCUCUUUCUUGGGUAAUGAAAACGGUAUUUUUUUGGAGCAUUUUCAGUUUCUGGGACGGCUAUUUCCAAUCUCUUACUCUUGUUUCAUGCCAGAAUUGUAUGAGUGUUGGUGACGUUAUAAGAGAAGUUGAUGGACGUUCAUUAAUUUCUUCGGAAUUCCUUCUUAUUAGUAAUCCAGCUUCAUUCUGUUCCUUUGAUUUGCGACCUCAGAUCAAAGCAUUCUUCGAACGACGGAAAGACAAGAACAAUGUAAUGACAUUGCUGUAUGCUGAAAGAGAAGGUUUGAAUCCUGUUAUCUGCCUUGAAAAAAAAUCUAAUAAACUGGCUGCAUUUCUUGGAGAAUCGGUGGUAAGGAAUGACAUUCAAGACACUGGACUUGCUCUCUGUUCACCCGUAAUAUGCAAUCAGUUCAGCGAUAAUUUUGAUUUUCAACGCAGGGAUGAUGUUAUAAGAGAAAUUUUAGUCCAUGAAGGAGUCCUUUGUCAAAACAUUCAUGUUGAUGUUCUUCCCUCUAAUACUGCUGCAUUUACUGUUAACGAUUAUGAAGGCCUCCUGCAUGCAAAUAAGCUUAUUUUGCAACGUUGGUUGUACCCCUUAAUUCCAAGUCGAGUUGGAGAUGGUAGAUUCAUAACUUUAAGGAACAAUAUUUAUUUAGCUUCAUCGGAUAAUGAAAUUACUCACCAGGAUCUCACUAACUGUGAAGGUGCCCAUGUUCAGUCGAGCAUAAUAGGAAAUAAUGUGUCAAUAGGACGAAAUGUGAAAGUAUUGGAGUCCUGUGUAGGUGACAACGUCGUUAUCGAGGAGGGAGCUAGGAUAGGCCCGAAAAGUAUUAUUGCAAAGAAUGUAGGUUUUGACAUGGCCAAUCUUAUUCUGGUAAAAGACAGUAUGGAAAGAACCGCAUCUGAAGAGGAAUUCAGCAAUGAUCUUGUAGAAAGUCUUAUUCUUGAGAUAAACUGUUCCAAACUGGCUUGUAACAUAUCCACGGAAGAUGUCGCACGGCGUGUUUUUUCCAGUUUUUUGGGACUUCCCCAAAAUGAAAACUUUUCUAAAGUGAAAAAAGUAGGUUUUUGUUACGUGAUGCUUUAUUUAACAUUUGUUUACCGGCUGAAAGAUGUUACGGGUUUUCAGGAAUACGUGGCCUUGUCUGGAAGGUUGAAACCUGUGGCCCCUAACAUUGUGCAUUUGUUCUAUGAACUGGGGAUCUUUGAAGAGGAGGCAAUACUUGAGUGGUAUAACACGGUGGCUGAUGAUGCUCCUGUAAAGAAACUUGUUGCUCCUAUUAUUGACUGGUUGAAUACCGCUGAAGAAGAUGACAGUUCAGAUGAUUCUGAGUAA
Molecule: messenger RNA, 1431 nt
Organism: Enterobius vermicularis (human pinworm)
Lineage: Eukaryota; Metazoa; Nematoda; Chromadorea; Rhabditida; Oxyuridae
Source: the annotation of a GenBank genome assembly